CUUUUCAACGCCAGCAAGUGUAUCAUUUGUGAAGAGCAUUGUGCUAAAAGUUUGAGUACAAACUAAAAUAUUUUACAAAAAGAAAUAAUAUAUACAAAUAAAUAAUAUAAAAUGGGUGGCCACAACGAUCAAAACGGAAACUCCAAUGGCCAGCACGAUGAUGAUUCUAUCACCGAGCCUGAGCACAUGCGUAAAUUGUUCAUUGGUGGUCUGGAUUAUCGCACCACUGACGACAAUUUAAAAGCGCAUUUUGAGAAAUGGGGCCAAAUUGUCGAUGUAGUCGUCAUGAAGGACCCGCGCACAAAGCGCUCUCGCGGCUUCGGUUUUAUCACCUACUCGCAUUCGAGCAUGGUAGACGAAGCACAAAAAGCGCGUCCCCACAAGAUCGAUGGCCGCGUUGUAGAACCCAAGCGCGCGGUGCCACGCCAAGAUAUUGACUCUCCGAAUGCGGGCGCAACGGUCAAGAAACUGUUUGUUGGCGCACUGAAGGACGAUCAUGAUGAGGAGAGUCUGCGUGAAUAUUUCCAACAUUUUGGCAGUAUUGUCGAUAUUAACAUUGUCAUGGAUAAGGAAACGGGCAAAAAGCGUGGCUUCGCCUUUGUCGAAUUUGAUGACUACGAUCCCGUGGACAAAGUUGUGUUGCAAAAACAGCAUCAGCUUAAUGGAAAAAUGGUGGACGUAAAGAAAGCAUUGCCUAAGCAGAAUGAAAUGGGAGGCGGCGGCGGUGGUGGACGUGGUCAGGGAGGUCGCGGUGGUGGCGGCAAUCGGGGUGGCAACAUGGGCGGUAAUAUGGGUGGGGGUGGCAACUUUGGCAACCAGAACGGCGGAAACUGGGGAAAUCGCGGCGGUAAUGACAAUUGGGGUAAUAGCAACUUUGGCGGCGGCUACGGAGGUGGCGGCAACAACUGCUGGGGCGGCAAUAACGGACCAUGGGACAACAAUUGGGGCAACAAUGGUGGCGGUAACUUUGGCAGUGGCGGCGGCGGUGGCAACGGCAACUGGGGCAAUAAUGGUGGCAAUGACUUUGGCAACUAUCAGCAGGGUUACAGCGGGGGUCCACAACGUGGCGGCAACUUUGGCAAUAAUCGCAUGCAGCCCUACCAAGGUGGCGGCAACUUUGGCAACAAAGCAGUUGGCUGAACAAAGUAAUGCAAAGCGCUGAAAAGACGGUCGCCAAGCUACACUCAGCCACAAAACGGACAAUGUGCUACACACUCUCCUCUCCACUCUUGCAAUUGGGUCAGCGCCGCUGAUCACUUGUCUUCCCUGCAGAAUUGGACCCCUUUUGAGUUAUCAAUAUAUUAUGGGUAAGUCUCGCAGCUGGAUAACAAAAACAGCCAAGUGUUGCAAUUUUCAGGUGGUUCCUCGCUUCGCUAAUGAUGACAGCUCACAAAUGCA
Messenger RNA from Drosophila sulfurigaster albostrigata, 1398 nucleotides. RefSeq names its product heterogeneous nuclear ribonucleoprotein A1 (gene Hrb98DE). The record is from RefSeq and is a predicted model, not a curated record. Gene Ontology annotation, molecular function: RNA binding. The coding region runs from base 112 to 1140 and encodes 342 amino acids. Lineage: Eukaryota; Metazoa; Arthropoda; Insecta; Diptera; Drosophilidae. The transcript has 4 exons.